AUGGCCUCCGAUACAAAGCGCCAGAACGCAGGACCCAGAGUUCCCGUUGCUCUUCCCAAAGGUGAACCGGCUUCCACUGUGUCUCCCGAUGUCAGUUUGCAGCAAGCCAUAGGAAGCCGUAUUCGCAUCAACCUCGCAUCACCGAGCCAGUCCACUGUCGAGGGCAUCGUCUACACUGCCGAUCCCAUCACCAAUCUUCUUGUCCUCAACACCAAUUCUACUUCUUCCACCAUAAUCAGUUCAUCAUCAUUGGCGGCUCCCGCAGGAACCUACCGCAUCAUCCCAAUUUCCUCAAUCAGCAGCUUCCAACUUCUCGCCAUCGGCCCACAAUCUCCCGAAAUACCAGCCAACAAUUCCGCCUUCAACACCAUUGAUACAACCGCUGUACAAGCUCGACUUACUAAGAACAUCACUGCUCAACAAGCGGCUCAAGCCCGUGUCGGCCCCAAGGGUACCACUCCUACAGACCAAGCCUUGUUCGACGCUUUGGCUCGCACCCUCCAGGCGAGCUGGUCUGGCAAUACCAUGCUUCUUUCCGAUACAUAUCUGAUUGACAAGCCAUAUGGACCGGUGAAUGUUCGUCUUAUUGAUGGUCGUCACGGUGACCUUGAGAGAAUGAAGAAAGUCGUUGAGAUGGAGAAAUCCAAAAUCCAAUUGAAAAUGUCCAAGGGACUUCUGGAUGGAAAGAUCUCGGCUGAAUCCACUCCCAUCAAAGGUGCCAGUCCUGCCGUCAUAAAGAAGGGCGGUUAA
This is a messenger RNA of Exophiala bonariae, 750 nucleotides long. RefSeq lists its product as uncharacterized. The transcript is spliced from 2 exons. The record is from RefSeq and is a predicted model, not a curated record. Bases 1 to 750 code for a protein of 249 amino acids. Lineage: Eukaryota; Fungi; Ascomycota; Eurotiomycetes; Chaetothyriales; Herpotrichiellaceae.